Messenger RNA from Pygocentrus nattereri (red-bellied piranha), 2453 nucleotides. RefSeq names its product MDM2 proto-oncogene (gene mdm2). Gene Ontology annotation, molecular function: ubiquitin protein ligase activity; identical protein binding. Lineage: Eukaryota; Metazoa; Chordata; Actinopteri; Characiformes; Serrasalmidae. Gene Ontology annotation, biological process: regulation of cell cycle; negative regulation of apoptotic process. The record is from RefSeq and is a predicted model, not a curated record. The transcript is spliced from 11 exons. Gene Ontology annotation, cellular component: nucleus. The coding region runs from base 123 to 1592 and encodes 489 amino acids.
UAUGUAUGUAUAUAUACCGUAUAACUUUCGGCGAUAUGAAGACUGCAAACAUGUUAACGUCGCUUUCCUGUCGAAACCCUUUACUUGCUCGGUUCGGUCGGUAACUUCAGCAGAAUAUCAGAAUGGCUACCGAGAGUUGUUUAAGCAGCUGUCAGAUCAACAAGAUUGACAAUGAAAAACUGGUAAGACCCAAAGUGCAAUUGCAAACCCUGUUAAAAGAUGCAGGUGCAGACAAGGAUGUUUUCACCAUGAAGGAGGUCAUGUUUUACCUCGGUAAGUACAUCAUGAGUAAGGAGUUAUAUGAUAAGCAGCAGCAGCACAUCGUCCACUGCGGGAACGAUGCACUCGGUGCAGUGCUCGGAGUGGCCAGCUUCUCGGUCAAAGAGCCAAGAGCUUUGUUUGCAAUGAUUUCAAAAAACCUCAUAGCAGUGAAAAACCCAGAGUCCCAGUCAACUUUUUCAGAACCCAGGAGUCGAACUGAACCUGACAGAGGGCCAGAGGGGAUAAACUCAGACUCCUCUACCUCAGUGCAGCAGCAGCAGCAGCAACAGCGCAGGAGACGGCGAAGCAGUGAUCCUUCAAGUUUCUCAGUUGAGGAUGAAAGCAGCGAGCCCAGGAAGAGGCACAAGUCAGACAGCUUCUCCCUGACUUUUGAUGACAGUCUGUCAUGGUGUGUGAUUGGCGGCCUGCGCAGAGAGAGAGAGAGCAGCGACUCUUCAGACUCAUGUAGCAAUUCGGAUGUAGGUGUUUCUCAUAGUGAGAACAGUGAUGAGAGUGAAGAGAAUUCUGACUCUGAUAACUUCAGUGUGGAGUUUGAGGUGGAGUCCAUUGAUUCAGAUGCAUACAGCGAGAAUGAUGACGACUCCGUACCAGGAGAAGAUGAGGUAUAUGAGGUUACAAUCUUUGCAGAAGAUGAAGACUCCUUUGAUGAAGAUCCUGAGAUUACUGAGGAAGACUACUGGAGGUGCUCUGAGUGCGAUAAGCUGAACCCUCCGCUCCCUCGACACUGCAAAAGCUGCUGGAAAGUUCGACCAGACUGGCUGCCAGAGAUAAACUCUAGCCUUGAGCAUCCCAGCAAUGACACCGAAACCAGCGCAGCUGCUGAUGGCACCUGUCUCAGUACAAACCUCAGCUCUGCCUCAGAAUGCAAACCCUUGCCAUCAAAGCCUUCCAGCCCCACCCAUGAUCCGGAUGAAGGUAUGGAUGUACCGGAUGGCAAGUGUUCACGAUCACCUGCCACGAGCAGAGACGAAUUAACGGCUGCCAAUGCUGCAGCCACUUCCAUCUCAGAUUCCCAGGGUUCAAGCCUUUCCUCCUCUCAGCCCUCCACUUCCUCUUUGCAAGUGGCACACAGCCAAGAGGAAACCCCCGAGCUGGAGCGCUUCAACAGUCUGGAGGCCUCUCUCCCCACCACCUGUCUGGAGCCCUGCGUCAUCUGCCAGAGCAGGCCCAAGAAUGGCUGCAUCGUCCAUGGCCGCACAGGACAUCUCAUGGCCUGUUACACCUGCGCCAAAAAGCUGAAAAACCGCAACAAGCUGUGUCCUGUCUGCAGAGAGCCCAUUCAGUCAGUUGUGCUGACCUACGUGAGCUGAUGGACUGCGUAAAUAAAUGUCAUCAGUUACCUCAAAUUCCUCAACCCCCCCACCCUCACAGAUAAUUCAAUUAGAAAUUUAAAAUAUAAAAAAAAAAACACUGCAUUAUACACUGAGUUUUUGUGUUAACAUAUUAUUCGCAAGCUGCAGUACUUUAAAAUCUUUAACCUGCAAUAGUUCAGAAGACUAAAGAGACCCGUCGUUUGAGCUGGAUAAUACCAUUUAAAAUAUCUUUAUUUAAAAAGAAGUUAAUGUCACAUCACAUCUGUUAACAUGUAAAAUAUAAAGUUUCUUUGUAUAACUCUUUCAGUAUAAUAUAAUUUUGAAGUGUGCAGUGAAUUUUGUACCGUAAGUAAUUUAUAUUAUGUUCCAAAUGAAUGUUCCUUGUAAAAUCUUGGACUGAAGGUUUUAUAUUUGAUCCUUUUGAAAUGCAUAUGAAGUUCUCUUUUGCAUUGCACUGUGCUUCACAGAUUGAUACUCACUCCGAAUACAUUACUUAAGUUCACCAAAUUUACUGGGAUAAUAAAUUUUUGAUUGUGAUGUAUUUAUUUUAUUAUUAACCAUGCAUCUGUGGCUUUAUUUGGCUUUCCUAGUUUGUUUUUUUUUUUUGGUCCAGUGAAAGGAUGUUCUUGGUCAUCUGAAGGUGGUUUUGACCUUUGAAGAUGCAAGAGUGAAGUUGGCAGUCUGAAUCGAUUUAGUACCACUAAAAAUGUUACUUAGCUGUAUCACUAUAAAGUAUUGAAUUAAUCACGUUUUUGUGCAGUAGAGUUUCAUCAGUGGGAUGAGAUUUCUCAGCUUCUGCUCAGUCACUUUAGAUUAAUUACAAAUAAAAGCGCAUAAUCCUCUGUGAUUAUAAUGGAA